Messenger RNA from Vanessa atalanta (red admiral), 828 nucleotides. RefSeq names its product nuclear pore complex protein NUP62-like. NCBI's taxonomy places the organism in Eukaryota, Metazoa, Arthropoda, Insecta, Lepidoptera, Nymphalidae. The transcript has 2 exons. Bases 1 to 804 code for a protein of 267 amino acids. The record is from RefSeq and is a predicted model, not a curated record.
AUGUACGCUAAGAUUAUUGUAGUGUUAUCUGUGCUCGCAGUUAGCAAGGCGGCUCCUGCUCCUUAUGGUGAAAAAUUACCAGAACUCAUUUGGCGUGUUGGUCGAGCCCCAAAUGUUGCCUUCGGAUUUGGCAGUGGAUUCAGCAGUAACAUUGGUGGCAUCAGUCAUUCCUCAAGCAUCGGAUCGUCGUUCCAAAGCGGUGAUGCCAGCGCAUACGGUGCUGGUAUUGGAUCCUCAGAUGGCAAUACUUUUGCUAGAGGCGUUGGUUAUGCACAUGCUUCACCAUAUUCACACUUUGGAUUACAACAGCCUCACGUUCCCGUUUAUAACAACGCAUUUCCAAGACCCUACGGUUCUGCUGUAUCUUCAGCACAAAACUUCGGAAACUUUGGCUCAGCAGCGUCUUCGUCUCAGUCCCAAAACGGGUUUGGAUCGGCGGUCUCCGCAGUUCAGAACAACGGCUUAGGCCCCUACCAAUCAGCUGUUUCUUCCGCACAAAACUUGCGAGGCUAUGGAUCUUCUGUAUCUAGCGCUAGCUCAAAUGGUUUAGAUUUUGGAACAGCUGUUUCUUCCGCUGAAAAUAAUGGAGGAUACGGAUCAGCUAUUUCGAUGGCACAGAAUCAUGGCCUUAAUAACUUUGGUUCAGCAAUUUCUGCAGCCCAGAACAUUGGAGGUUAUAGAUCGAGCACAGCACAAACUAUUCAGCAGCAAGGUGGUUCUCUUCGCCACAGUGGAGCCACUAGCAUCAAUGGACCUGGACUUCAAACGGCACAGUCUCACGCCAUUAACAACGGUUAUUAUUAAUUAGGGUUUAAAAAUAAAAUUAUG